Molecule: messenger RNA, 4684 nt
Organism: Nomia melanderi (Alkali bee)
Lineage: Eukaryota; Metazoa; Arthropoda; Insecta; Hymenoptera; Halictidae
Product: protein turtle homolog B
Molecular function (GO): protein binding
Source: RefSeq, a predicted model, not a curated record
ACGAGUGACGUGACGUGACGUGACAUCGAGGCGUCGAGAUGCUCCGGGAUGAGAUGGCCGCCUACGUUCGCGCGCUUCUGUCGCUGCUCCUCGUCCUCGCCGCCGCCACGCGGAGCCGGGCCAGGAUCACCAACCAGGAGAUAGUGACAUUGAUAGAUGCGGAGGCAGUGGCAGGUGGAAUUGCUCAGUUACCGUGCGACGUAGAUCCGCCGGUCCCCGGAGACAAGCUACAUCUAGUUAUUUGGUACAAGGAGGAGGCAGACGCGCCGAUAUACACUUUCGACACGAGAAGACAAAGCAACCUGGGACAAGGAAAACACUGGCAGGAUAGCAGCCUAGACAAACGUGCCUUCUUCAGAUACACCGAGCAGCCAGCGAAACUCACUGUCGAAAACGUCCGUGAGAGCGACGCCGCCGUUUACAGAUGCAGGGUCGAUUUCAAGCAGUCUCCAACCAGAAACAGCAAAGUCAAUCUCACAGUCAUCAUACCGCCGGAGCAGCUUAGCAUAUUGGACGAAGGCGGAAGGACUCAUAUUCCGUAUUACGUGCUGGGCCCGUACACCGAGGGCGCCUCCCUCAAUAUUACCUGCGUCGCUGCUGGUGGUCGGCCGCAGCCGCGGGUGACGUGGUGGAAGGAGAACGCGCUCCUGGACGAGAGCUACGAGACCGUUGGCACUAAGAGGGUUCGCAAUGUUCUGCGAUUGGAGAAACUGGGCCGCGAGCAUCUGAACGCGAUCCUCACCUGUCAGGCGUCCAACAACAACAUGGUGGCCCCGAUAUCCAGCUCUGUCAGCCUGAAUAUGAACCUGAAGCCAUUGUGGGUCCGCAUGCAAGGAGAGAACCGUCCAUUUAGCGCUGGCACCACGUACGAAAUAGGUUGCGAAGUUGUUGGGGCCAGACCGACGCCAAAAAUUAUCUGGUCGAAGGGGAGCACUACGCUGCGAAACGCACGGCAGACGAUGAGCCCCGACAACAACGUCACCACCAGUAUUCUCACCUUCGUGCCGAGUAUCGAGGACGCCGGGAAGUUCCUCUCCUGCCACGGCAGCGUGCCGGAUAUCCUGGAUUCCGAGUUGGAGGACGGAUGGAAGCUCGACAUACACCACCAGCCGGUGGUUACACUCGAGCUUGGCAGCAAUUUGAACCUGAGCGCAAUCCGCGAGGGCAUCGAUGUCUACUUCGAGUGCAACAUCAAGUCGAAUCCAUGGGUUUACAAAGUUUCCUGGCGGCACAACGGAAAUCCAUUGUAUCAUAAUCCAGCGACCGGCACAAUAAUCAGCAACCAAAGCCUGGUGCUACAAAGCGUGACUCGCGGCAGAGCUGGUAUCUACACUUGCAUUGGCAGCAAUCAGGAAGGCGACGGAGAGAGCAAUCCUCUAAAUCUGGACAUCAAAUUCAGCCCCGUGUGUCAUCAAGGUCAAGUAAAAGUAUUCGGCGUAGCCCGACAAGAGACCGCGCGAAUACCAUGCGAGCUCGUCGCGAAUCCACCGGAAGUAACGUUCACCUGGAGGUUUAAUAACACAAUGGAAGCGGUAGAUAUACCCCAAGCACAUGUUACAAGCGAGCGAACGCGUUCAACAGCGUCUUACACGCCGAUGACAGAAUUAGACUACGGAACUCUACUUUGCUGGGGCACGAACGAUCAGGGCACUCAACUGGAACCCUGCGUUUACCACAUUGUCCCGGCUGGUCACCCGGACACGCCACACAAUUGCUCUCUUCAGAACCAAACUACGGACUCGCUGUACGUGGAGUGCACCGAGGGGUUCGACGGUGGUCUGCCACAGAAUUUCACGAUCCAGGUAGACCGUGAGGCCGGCACCAGCAGCAGCGGCAACGCGCGGACCAGGCCGAACAGAACAGUGUACAACCAGACGAGCAAAGUUCCAUCGUUCUCGGUCGGGAACCUCGAGCCUGGCACCAGCUACGAGAUCUCCGUAUACGCGAGCAACAGCAAAGGUCGCAGUGAGACGGUCCGGUUCCGCGCCACCACCCUGAACCUCCCCGAAAGACGCACAGCAGGUGAAAGGCAUCCUCCGCCCCCGGAGAAUUGUACGAUCAGAGAAGAGAGUCGGACGACGGUGAGGGUGAGCUGCGCCGAGAGCGAGUUCUUCGACCCGCGCACUGCCACCUAUGUGCUGCAGGUCUUCGACGCGGACACCAGGCGUUUGCUGGCGUCCGCGACCAGCAUGACGCCUAGCAUGCUCGAGAUCACCGAUCUGCCCGCGGAGAGGAGUUACUCGGGCCUGGUACUGUCCCUGAGGAUCAUGACGGAGCACGCGAUGAGCGACGCCACCGUUCUUCACAGCCCGCACUUUGUUCAGGAGGGUAAGACACCGGAGCAUCAACGAUACCCAGCGCUAACUCCAGUGAUGCUGUCGUUGUCGGGGCCGCUGCUCGGCGCAGUGGUGGGCGCCACCGCCGGCCUUCUGCUGGUGAUCUUCGUGAUAGUGCUCGCGGUGAGAUUGCGCUAUCGACCAAGGCCGCAGGAGGACAAGGACUCUCACGACGACGGCGGCAUGGCGAACCUGGCCGCGUCCGGCACCGGCAGCUCCUCUCCACGUGAUAAAUCGUCGACCUUGCCUCUCAACUCCGACAGCAUCGAGAGCUUCGAGAAGGACCCCGAUAUAAUUCCUCACGCUAAUGAAAAUUCUUACGCGGAGUUGUGCAAGGGCACUUCGCCACGCUACGUUUUGCACCAGCCACGAACAGACGCCAGCACUUUCGCAAAUGUCAAUAACGGAUCAGAACUAACGUACGCCGAGCUGUCGCUCCGAGGCAACCGGCGAAUACCGCCUAAUUGUUAUCAGCCGGUACAGGUGUCCAAUAUUCAACGACCUCAACUGCUACCCAUGUCGACACUGACGCGCAGGCAGCCAAUCCAGGAACCGACGAUUUACGCGCAAGUCGCCAGUCAUUCCAAGCCGAUUUAUGUGCCACCCCCGCAUCCGUACAUGAGUCGCGCCAGCGACGAAACCACGGCAGAAACUCCAUUAAUCGGACACGACAAUAAGAUCAACACGAUCAGCCAGUCGGGCAGCUCGAUAUGGCGCACCGACACGCCGCCGUCUUCAAAUACGCCGACAACAUGAUUCUAAGGAAUCUCGAUCUCGAUCGACGCAACAUUUCGCUCUUAAACAUUUCUCGGCGCACCGGUUACUAAGAAAUUAAAUAAGCUCCUGAACGAAGAGAUGGGAACUAACGAUAAAAUAAAACAAAAAAGAAGAAAGGAAAAAUAUAGAAACACGCGAACAACGCUCCUCGUGUCUUGUACGCGGGGAACGUCGCAUGGUAUCGUUGAACUUGUACGUGUGAAUGUUACGGAGGAGGGUUCAUGGAGACGGCGAACGAUGAAAGUAAUUUAAAAAAUUAAAAAAAAUUCAAAGAAAAGAAAGACGAGAAAAACAGAUGAAGGUGUUUUCGCGCGAAGUAUAGUACGAAUAUAUAAUAUAUGCUUUCCGAAUGAUUCGUGAUAGAGUUUGUUAUCGUUACGAAGGUGGAAAUGAAAGAGGUAGACAAAAUCGGUUAAAAUCGAUUAAAUCUCGUCGAGAGGAUCACGAUUUCCGGUAGAAUAUUUCUGUUCUCGCAGGUGAAACGACCGAUGGCGUAGCGAUCGGCGGGUUAAUGGCUCUAAAACUAUGAAACGAACAACGUUGAAUUAUAGCGGGCCCUAUUCAGCCGUCCGUAAAGAAAGAAGGGUAACAAAGGAAAGAAAAUACACGAGAGGUCUCGAGGGACUGUUGUAGAGUUUCUUUUUUUGCUAUGAUCAUUGGCCUGAUCGGUGACGAGUGGAAAAUGAUCCUUGAUUUCACAUUUCGAUUUACUUUCGAUUUAUUUUAUAUCGAUUAUACUUUUCGUAUUUGAUUAACCGAGAAGCUUCCAAUAUUCCUAAAUAGAUUGCGGAUGUUUACGCGAAUAUCCAAUUUCAGAGACUGAUUAACAGAAAUUGGAAUUAAAUAGAAAUUCCUUUUCGUUGAAAGUUCUGUUAAGUUUAAGGAAAAUAAAAAUUUAAAUAAAUUUUAUGAAUCUGUUUGAGAUGUUGAAAUUUCAAUAUUCGUGUGUGUAUGCUGUAAAUGCAUCGAAUCCGCAGUUUAAUUGUGGUUACGGAACUCCUCGUUUUACUUCGAAAUUUACCGUCCAUUUAUUAUUCAAAAACUUCUGUUGAAAUAUUCGUUCUGCUGUUCUCUGAUCAUAUAUUUUUAACUCCAUUAGUAAGAAAUGUCAUUUUUAUUCAUGACAUAAAUUUUUGGAUCUUCUUGAACAAACUGUAUCGAUUGUAUUCAAAUGCUUUGUUCGCGGCACAGAAUUCUUUAUUUGAACGAUAAGCAUUUCUCGUUAAAAUGGAAUCCGAAUCUGAAUGUAUGACGAAAGAAAUUCACAUUUCGCACGAAAAAACAGUCCGAACGACGAAUCCGCAAUUCUUUCGUUCAGUAUUACUCUCUUUCCGCGGAGUCUAAUUACAGUACGGUGGACGACGAUAGUUCUAACGAUGGUGAUCGACGAUAAGUAUAUAUUGUAUUGUAUAUUAUGUAUGUGUCGAAUGGUGGACACGCGUCUCGUGUUGUUUCUCUGCAGCUGAAUUAUUUAUUGUUGGACGUAGGCGACGCGAAAUUUCCGUGUACAGUACGGGUCUAGAUAAAUGCGGUGUUAUUAUAACAAUGUUACGUAACCGUGGAUAGAGUUU